AUGAAAACCUUGACGCGCAGUUAUGUAUACUGGCCGGGUGUGGAAAAACAUAUCAAAGAACUUGUGCAGUCCUGUCAACCAAUUAACAAUCAGUAUUACUUUAUCAUCGUUGACGCUUACAGUAAAUGGUCGGAGGUAAUCAUGAUGGAUCACACGACUUCCUGCUACACAGUUUUGCAGCUCACCCGAAUCUUCUGCCACUUACGGCACGCCAGGAACAUUGGUGGCAGAGGAUUUACCUCGGCGGAUUUUGCCUUGUUUUGCCAGCAAUAUGGGGUUCACCAC
This is a messenger RNA of Opisthorchis viverrini, 285 nucleotides long. RefSeq lists its product as hypothetical. NCBI's taxonomy places the organism in Eukaryota, Metazoa, Platyhelminthes, Trematoda, Opisthorchiida, Opisthorchiidae. The transcript is spliced from 2 exons. The annotation marks the transcript as partial. Gene Ontology annotation, molecular function: nucleic acid binding. The record is from RefSeq and is a predicted model, not a curated record.